Cladophialophora carrionii CBS 160.54 is the source of this 5787-nucleotide messenger RNA. RefSeq lists its product as uncharacterized. The coding region runs from base 1 to 5787 and encodes 1928 amino acids. NCBI's taxonomy places the organism in Eukaryota, Fungi, Ascomycota, Eurotiomycetes, Chaetothyriales, Herpotrichiellaceae. The transcript has 4 exons. Gene Ontology annotation, cellular component: nuclear pore; nuclear pore cytoplasmic filaments. Gene Ontology annotation, biological process: protein import into nucleus; post-transcriptional tethering of RNA polymerase II gene DNA at nuclear periphery; RNA export from nucleus. Gene Ontology annotation, molecular function: structural constituent of nuclear pore. The record is from RefSeq and is a predicted model, not a curated record.
AUGUCGAAAUGGGGCAAGCCUUCGCCAAUAUCCAAGCGCAAUGCUCCUAUCUACUUCAGUCGUUCCAAUGACGGAGAUUCAUCUCACAAAUUGGAGAGCGAUAGACUAACGACCAGCUCUGCAGGCUUCGGGUCCAACACCUCCACCACCGGCUCUCUUUUUGGCAGCAAGCCAGCGUCCAAUCCCUUCGGCUCGACAGCCUCCAAUACAGGCGGGGGACUUUUCGGCAGCUCAACAACCAACACUGGCGGAUUUGGCUCAGGAGGUGGUUUUGGAGGUAGCACCACGAACAAUGCAUUCGGCGGCAACACCGGUAGUUCGGGCUUUAGCUUUGGUGCGGCAAAGCCUGCGUUCGGCUCGACUACCAAUUCUACCCCGUUGUUUGGCCAGGGCGGCUCAGGAACAACUGGCGGCUUUGGUUCAUCUUCAAGCCCCUUUGGCGCUGCGGGUAGCGGAACUGCUCUGAGCAAUCAGUCCGUCCCUCCCUCAGAAGGCACAGCCUCGACGCCGUAUGCGCCGACCUUGGAGAAAGAAGCCGCAGGGGUGUCGAGCAAUUACCAGAGCAUCAACUUCAUGCCACCAUACCAGAAAUACUCAUUUGAAGAGCUGCGACUGGCAGACUACAAUGCAGGUCGUCGUUACGGGAACAACACAGGCCAGGCCGGUGGAUUUGGGACGAACAGUUUUGGUGGCUUCGGAUCAAGCAACACCGGUGGGUUUGGCGGCAACACCAACUCUAAUCCAUUCGGCGCUGCGGCCACCACCUCGUCGGGCUUUGGAGCCAAUACCUCAACGACGGGUUUCGGGAGUGGUGGCCUGUUUGGGAGCAAACCUGCUGGUGGCGGCUUGUUCGGCCAGCAGUCUUCGGCAGCUCCCUCAGGCGGCCUCUUUGGAACCUCGAACAAUACGUCAACCAAUGCUUUUGGAGGCGGGAGCAGCACCGGCUUUGGAUCCGGCGGAGGACUCUUUGGGAAUAACAACAACCAGAGUCAGCAGAAGCCUAGUUUGUUUGGCACCAACACUGGCAAUACCGGCUCGACGUUUUCUUUUGGCAAUACCAACACGUCCACCACGGGCACAGGCGGCGGCUUAUUCGGCACCAACACCAACAACUCUACCACGGGUGCAUUUGGUGGAAAUCAGCAGCAGUCUGGAGGGCUUUUUGGAACCAACAACACCCAGCAGAAGCCUUCGCUUUUCGGCACGAGCACGGGUAGUUUCGGGGCACCGACAAACCAGAACCAAUCUUCCGGGGGCUUGUUUGGAAGCAACACAAAUACCAGCACUGGCGGCGGUCUCUUUGGCAACAAUGCCAAUACGAACACUGGCACUGGUGGUGGCCUGUUCGGAAGCCAACCCAGUACGAACGCUGGUGGAGGUCUCUUUGGGAGCACUUCCAAUAACCAGCAGAAGCCCGGCGGUCUGUUCGGAGGUAGCACGUUCGGCAACACCAACGCUUCGGGUACAGGCACAGGUCUUUUCGGAGGGAAUAAUAACCAGCAGUCAGGUGGCUUAUUCGGAAGUACCAACAACAACACUGGUUCGGGAUUCUCUUUCGGUAACAACGCCAACAAGCCCGCGACUGGCUCGCUUUUCGGGACCAGCACCAACCAGCAACAAGGCGGCUUUGGCAACAGCCUCUUUGCACCGGCCCAGAGCACUCAACAGAAUCAGCAGCAGUCCGAGUUCAAGACAUCGUCCCUGAAUGAUCCCAACCCUUACGGUCAGACGUCCAUCUGGACCGGGCUCCCAGUCCCGAGCCCCGACAACUCCAAGCCACUCUUCACUCCUUUGUCGGCAACCCAGAAAAUGAAAGAGAGUCAAUCCAAGCCACCACCAAGUCUCCGAUUGAACCAGUCUCGCUACAUGACCCCACCUCGUCGCUCGGGCUUCGGAUUCUCGUACUCAACGUAUGGCACCCCCAACAGCGCAGCCAGCACGCCCGGCGGAAGUGGCUUGAGUGGCAGCAUGUACGGCAGCCGGAGCUUCAACGGCGGCAGUUUCGGUCGCUCAUUUGGAAAGAGUGUAUCGGUCAGCAAUCUGCGGUCUCAUUUCAACGCAGAGGGCAAUGGCGUUCUCAGUCCGGAUGCUUUCGCUGCUACCAAUACCAGAUGGUCUGGAGGCAGCAUGCGCCGCCUGACUAUUGAUCGGAGCAUACGAAACGAUCUCUUCAGCCGGCCUUCCUUGCCCGCUUUCCCGACGAAUGGGCUUGACAAGUCAACCAACGGCAAUACCGGACUCGCUCCGACAAAUCUCGACUCAUCAGGUGCGGAGCCGGUGAACAAGCUCAAGAAGCGAGUUAGCUUCGACAAAGAUACCGCGGGUGGCCAGAAUGGCGCCUCGAACGGUGAAGCUGGGGCCCUGGUGGCGGUCGAUGAUGACGAAGACGAGCACGAGCGCAGCAGAAUCACAAAUGGAAGUGCCACACCUGAAGCCGAGCCUGUGCGAGGGAAUGAGCUUGCUGUUGUUCCGGAAGAUCGUGAGUCCAACGAUGUAUCUUCCCGAAAGGUAACUGUGCAGGCCAAGCCCGAUCCUCAACCUGGUGACUACUGGAUGAAGCCCACUCGUGCCGAACUCAGUAAGCUUCCGCGCGACAAGUUGUCACGGUUUGUUGGCUUCGAGGUUGGCCGGAAGGGAUGCGGUAAAGUCGUGUUCAACGGCCCAGUCGACCUGACCAGCAUUCCUCUCGACGAUCUGUACGAGAAAAUUGUCGAGAUCCGUCUCCGUUCAGUCACAGUCUAUCCGGACGCAAGCUCCAAGCCACCAGUUGGCAAGGGGCUGAACGUCCCUUCGACCAUCUCGAUUGAGAACUCGUGGCCACGGGCUCGUGGUCGGCCGUCCUCGGCCACCAGCGGACCUAUCUUUGACAAGCAUGUCAAUCGCCUCAAGAAGAUGAACGGUACUGAAUUCGUGAGCUAUGAUGUGGCCACUGGCGUUUGGACAUUCCGAGUUCCUCAUUACACCCGUUACGGAUUGGAUUACGAUGAGGAUGACGAGUUGGGCCAGAGCCAACUUUCCGCUCCACCCGACUCACUCACAAGCUCUCGGUCUGCAGACGACUCGGGAAUGGACGUUGACAGCGAAGAACAUGAUGAUUACGAGGAUGAAGGUGACGAUGACGACGAUACCUUUGCAUUCAAGCAGAAGACGCUGCCGGGCGGUUAUGGCCGCCAGUCUGCCAUCGAAUACGAGGAUAACGUUCCCUCUGCUCAGGAAGUCGAGGACGGUCCAGCAGAUUCCGGAAUGGAGGAAGACGACUAUGAGGAACAAGACCAGGAUGAAAUGAGCAUGGCUGGUUCGUACCCGCCUCCAGCGGCCAGUCCUGCGAAACCGAUCCUCAAGGCCAGCACCAUGGGCACGCCCGGCAAAGCUCUCAUUAAUAUUGAUGGCGACUGGGCGGAACAGCUCCAGCGUACCAUCAGUCCACGGAAGCAGAAUCGCGACGCACUUCGAGAGGUCCAGAGCAAGGUGCUGCUGGAUCGUGCAUAUGAACCGAUGAAGCCGAGCUCGACGAAAAUAGCGAACAAGAAGGACUUUCGAACCAGCAUCGACAUCAUGCACUCUCUGUUUAGCAGACACGAGGAGAGAAUGGCGGACUUGAAGGGGAGGAAGGGCAAGGCGCAGUCUGAGCCGGAUUUCGAGUUUCCAUAUGCCAAGCGCGCAAAGACCUUCGACGACCAAGCCCAAGCCGACGCGAUCGAACUCGGGGAAGACGACAGGCGCUGGCACGCCAGUUUCAAGCCCCAUUUCACGGCGACAAACCAGCUCAUCUACAAGUCAGAUGGUCUGGCAGGCGAUAACGGCUGGACCACGGAGCUAUUGGCACACAGUGAAGCGACCGGCAAGGACAUUGUGGCUACUUCGCUCCAGGCAGCCAAUCUCGAGAAUGCCGCCAUGGACGCCAAUGCUCUUCUAACGGACGCCCAGGUCUCUGUCAAGGACAACGUCCCUUCCAUCAAACACGAUGUCCUACCAUUCUCGCAAGUCAAAGCUCACUUGGCCCAGCAACUUGGUGGGACCGACGAACUUGACGUCUACGAGCUGCUGCACGUCCUGUUCGAUGACUACGAAGACGAAUUUACCCUCGGUCUGUCCCGCCAGCAGCAGCAAGAGUAUAUGCCGCGGAUUCGGAAAGAUCGACUGUCGAAGUAUCUGGCCGACUUGGUCUGGCGCCGACACGGGGAUCGCAUCAAGGCAGCCUUCAAGAUCAAUGCAGCGACCGCUGCUAUCCUCCAGUUGACCGCGAAGAACGUCCACGCCGCAUGUGAUGCGCUGAUGCAGGAGAAGGACUUCCAUCUCACGUUGCUCGUGGCGCAGAUUGAGCAGGCUGAUGCGGCCUUUCAGGAAGACAUUGCAACUCAGAUCUCCGACUGGCGCGGACAGGCUGUCAUUUCCGAGAUGAGCGAAGAGAUCAGAGCCUUGUACGAGAUCCUCUCCGGAAACACCAGCAUUGCACAGGGCCGGCAGAAUGUUGCCGUCGAAGACCGUGCUUCGACCUUUGCCAUUUCGGAGAAGUUCGAGCUCGAUUGGAUCCAGGCUUUUGCGCUGUGUCUGUGGUAUGGCAAACACAAGAACGGCGACAUCGGUGAGAUUGUGGCGGACUUUCAGAGCAAAUUGAGCUCCAACCUGGAGUCGGCGACCCCGGUGGGCAGCAACGGAUAUGAGGAUCCUCUGUGGGUUGUGCUGAGGCUUUUCGCCGGCAAAAGCAAGGGAAGCCGAGCAAAUGCUGCCGCCGUCAAAGUCGAGAAGCCGGUUCUGCCCCAGGCCUUGUCUGCGCUGUCUCAACCAUGGGACUCCCAGAAGACGUUCCGCCUGUACAACGCCAUCGCCGCAGCGCUGUCCGAUGUCUCUAUUGACCAAGAGAAAGCCAACGCCCUCGCCCUGACGCUGGCCUUUGAGCAUUCGGCCCGUGGGAACAUUAUCGGAGCCGCGUACGCCCUCCUGCACCUUAGCGAUCCGACAAAGCGAGCACGUCAGAUCCAGGAUCUUCUCGACCGCCACGCUGCGAGCCUACCGGCCCCGCCUUUGUCUCAAUCUCAGUCCCAGCCGCUUUGGACCGCUCUUACGAGGGCGUUCCACAUUCCGACCACAUGGGUGUAUCGCUCAAAGGCACUCUACACACGUUCAUGCAACGAAUCGCUCGCAGAACUCCAUUAUCUCGUCCUGGCGACGGACUAUGCCCAAGCUCAUGCGUGUCUGCUCCGCCGCGUCGCGCCACGGUUUGUCAUUGAUGAAGACUGGGCGGGUCUGAGCAACGUGCUCGCGACGUUCGGCGAGGAUGCCGAACAGAAGGUCGAUGCCGCCGUUGCUGCUUCAGCUGAGCAGGACACGACCCCCGAGUGGAAACGGGGAGGAGGCGUCUAUGCGGACUUUGUGGCGCUGAUGGCACUCAUGGGUCCGUCACCCCCAGCUGCAAGACGCGCGUCCAGCCAAGAUGCAACCGAGAAGCGCAAGAACAAGGCCGCGCUGCUUGAACGACUACAAGGCGUGCUGAGGGGAUUGAACGCGCGGUUCGAAUCAAGCAGCUCGGGUUCGGCUUCGGCAUCGGCAUCGGAUUCCAUUUCGCGCACAUUGGACUUGACCAAGGACCGAGAGAAGCUCGAGGAGAGAGUGGCGCUGCGCGAGAUGGGCAAGGCCGUGGCCAGAGUGAUUGAGCUGGAGCAUGGCGGCGGCGUUGCUGACCAGAAAUCCAUCCUCGAGCUACCACUCACCGCGGACGCAAGAUUGGUCCACGCGCGAGCACUGGGUGUGGAAUACUAUCGUGGUGUCAUGGCUGUGGCGCAUUGA